Molecule: messenger RNA, 5997 nt
Organism: Dryobates pubescens (Downy woodpecker)
Lineage: Eukaryota; Metazoa; Chordata; Aves; Piciformes; Picidae
Gene: SCRIB
Product: scribble planar cell polarity protein
Biological process (GO): neurotransmitter receptor transport postsynaptic membrane to endosome; neurotransmitter receptor transport, endosome to postsynaptic membrane
Cellular component (GO): postsynaptic density; postsynaptic membrane; adherens junction
Molecular function (GO): protein binding
Source: RefSeq, a predicted model, not a curated record
GCAGGCCCUUCCCGGCGCGGCGGCGCCCGGCCGGGCCCGCCCCUGCGCGGCCGUGAGCCGAUCGCGGCGGAGCGCUGGCGCGGCCCGGCGCGAUGCUGCGCUGCAUGCCGCCGCUCUGGCGCUGCAACCGGCACGUGGAGGCGCUGGACCGGCGGCACUGCUCGCUGCAGGCCGUGCCCGAGGAGAUUUACCGCUACAGCCGUUCGCUGGAGGAGCUGCUGCUGGACGCCAACCAGCUCCGGGAGCUGCCCAAGCCUUUCUUCAGGCUCCUGAACCUGCGCAGGCUGGGUCUGAGUGACAAUGAGAUCCAGAGGCUGCCCCCUGAGGUUGCCAACUUCAUGCAGCUGGUGGAGCUGGACAUCUCCCGCAACGACAUUCCAGAGAUUCCUGAAAGCAUCAAAUUCUGCAAGUCCCUGGAGAUCGCAGACUUCAGCGGGAAUCCUCUCUCCAGGCUUCCAGAGGGCUUCACGCAGCUUCGCAGCCUGGGCCACCUGGCCUUGAACGAUGUGUCCCUGCAGAGCCUCCCCAAUGACAUUGGGAAUUUGGCAAACCUGGUGACUUUGGAGCUACGUGAGAACCUGCUAAAGACUCUCCCCACCUCGCUCUCCUUCCUUGUCAAGUUAGAGCAGUUGGAUCUUGGUGGCAAUGACCUGGAAGUACUGCCGGACACCCUGGGAGCGCUGCCCAACCUGCGUGAGCUCUGGCUGGACCGGAACCAGCUCUCGGCCCUGCCCCUGGAGCUGGGCAACCUCCGCCGCCUGGUGUGCCUGGAUGUGUCGGAGAACAAGCUGGAGCAGCUGCCCAACGAGAUCAGUGGGCUGGUGGCACUGACAGACCUGCUGCUGUCCCAGAACCUACUGGAAUGCAUCCCAGAUGGGAUUGGUCAGCUGAAGCAGCUCUCCAUCCUCAAGGUGGACCAGAACCGGCUGACAGAGGUGACAGAGUCAAUAGGGGACUGUGAGAACCUGUCUGAGCUCAUCCUGACGGAGAACAUGCUGACGGCCCUGCCAAAGUCUCUGGGCAAGCUGGGCAAGCUGACCAACCUGAACGUGGACCGGAACCGUCUGACGUCGCUGCCGGCGGAGAUCGGCGGCUGCGCCAACCUCAACGUGCUGUCCCUGCGCGACAACCGCCUGGGCCUGCUGCCGCCGGAGCUGGCCAACACCACCGAGCUCCAUGUCCUGGAUGUGGCUGGCAACAGGCUGCAGAACCUGCCCUUUGCUUUGACAAACCUGAACCUGAAGGCCCUGUGGCUGGCAGAAAACCAGUCCCAGCCCAUGCUGAAAUUCCAGACUGAGGAUGAUGAGAAGACAGGAGAAAAAGUUCUGACUUGUUACCUGCUCCCCCAGCAGCCCUCUCCCAGCCUAGAGAACCUUCUGCAGAACAGUGUGGAUGAGAGCUGGACAGACACCAACUUAAACAGAGUCAGUGUCAUUCAGUUCCUGGAUGAACCCAAAGGAGAUGAUGAAGAGGAGUCUGGGGCUGAGAGAAGGGGCUUGCAGCGCAGGGCAACUCCUCACCCCAGCGAGCUGAAGGUGAUGAAGAAGGUGAUUGAGGUUCGGCGCAGCGAGGCGCACGCUGCCAAGGCUGACCCUGACCUGGCCUCUCCUAACUCAGACCCGAGGAAUGGGGAGAAGAGGCUGAGCGCCACGUCGCAGCGCAGCGAGGACUCCCACCUGUCCACCAGCACAGCCUCCGCCGACCACGGGGGCGAGGAGCAGGCAGAGCGGGGCUGGCCCAACGGGCAGCUGCCCGAGGUGCCAGAGGUGGAGAAAGAGGCGAGGCCCAGAGCCGAAGAGGAGCAUAAGGAAGCUGCUGACCAAGAGGAGGAGGACGUGGAAGUGGAAUACAAUGAGCCCACUGUGCACUUUGCUGAGGACACGCUGAUACGGAGCGAGGAUGAGGAUGAGGAUGAAGAGCGUCCGUUCCCGGUGGAGAAGCAGAGGCUGAUCCGCAAGGACACACCCCACUACAAGAAACACUUCAAGAUAACCAAGCUGCCCAAGCCAGAGGCAGUGGUGGCACUUCUGCAGGGGUUGAACAGCGAUGGUGUCCCCAAAGAGGAAGAGGAGUUGGGAGGCUGCAAUAACAACACAGAGGCUGAGGAUCAGGAGGAAGCAUGGGAUGAGGAUGACAGAAAGAGUGGAGCUCUAUCUGCUCAGCCGUCGGUGAAGGGGGUGUCGUUUGAUCAAGCCAAUAAUCUGCUGAUUGAACCUGCUCGCAUUGAGGAGGAAGAGCUGACACUGACAAUCCUGCGGCAGACAGGGGGGCUGGGCAUCAGCAUCGCGGGGGGCAAGGGCUCCACCCCCUAUAAGGGCGACGAUGAGGGUAUCUUCAUCUCCCGUGUGUCAGAAGAGGGCCCUGCAGCUCGUGCAGGGGUUCGUGUUGGGGACAAGCUUCUGGAGGUGAACGGCGUCUCGCUGCACUGUGCCGAGCACCACGUGGCGGUGGAGGCCCUGCGCGGCUCGGGCAGCUCGGUGUCCAUGACGGUGCUGCGGGAGCGCAUGGUGGAGCCGGAGAACGCCAUCACCGUCACCCCCCUGCGCCCCGAGGACGACUACAGCCCCCGCGAGAGGAGGGGGGGGCUGCGCUUCCCGGAGCGGCCCGAGGGGACGCCUGCCGCCGAGAGGUUCUCCACCUGCCUGGUGCGCAACGAGAAGGGCCUGGGCUUCAGCAUCGCCGGCGGCAAGGGCUCCACGCCCUACCGGGCCGGGGACACGGGGAUCUUCAUCUCGCGGAUCGCCGAGGGCGGCGCAGCGCACCGGGACGGGAUCCUGCACGUGGGGGAUCGGGUCAUCUCGAUCAAUGGGGUAGACAUGACAGAAGCCAGGCAUGAUCAGGCCGUAGCGCUGCUUACCGCGGCCUCCCCCACCAUCGUGCUGCUGGUAGAGCGAGAGGGUGCGGAGCCGCCCGGCGAGGGAGACGCGGCGGGCACCCCGCGGGCACGCAUGCACUCCCCACCGCCCCCCGGCCACGGGGACAGCCCGCCCGAGGAGACGCCCUCCCUGCAGAGGAACCAUCUCCCCAAGGGCCUGGAGGACCAGUACCCCAUUGAGGAAAUUCACCUUGUCAAAGCAGGAGGGCCCCUGGGACUCAGCAUUGUAGGAGGCAGUGACCACUCGAGCCAUCCGUUUGGGAUUCACGAACCAGGUGUCUUCAUUUCCAAGGUCAUUCCCCGGGGGCUGGCAUCGCGUAGUGGGCUCCGUGUAGGGGACAGGAUCCUGGAGGUGAACAGCAUUGACCUGCGCCAUGCUACCCACCAGGAAGCAGUGAAUGCCCUGCUCUCCAACACCCAGGAGCUGACCAUGUUAGUGAGGAGAGAUCCUCCACCACCAGGCAUGCAGGAAAUCUGCAUUGAGAAAGCUCCAGGAGAAAAGCUGGGCAUCAGCAUCCGGGGUGGAGCAAAAGGUCAUGCUGGAAACCCCUUCGAUCCCACUGAUGAAGGCAUCUUCAUUUCUAAGGUGAGCUCCUCGGGGGCUGCAGCUCGGGAUGGCCGCCUGAAGGUGGGCAUGAGGAUCCUGGAGGUGAACCACCAGAGCCUGCUGGGAAUGACCCACACGGAAGCUGUGCAGAUCCUGCGCAGCGUGGGCGACGCGCUGCUGGUGCUGGUCUGCGACGGCUUCGACCCCAAGGCUGCAGCUGCCAUCGAGAUGUCCCCAGGAAUUAUUGCAAACCCUUUUGCUGCUGGUAUUGGGCGCAAGAACAGCCUGGAAAGCAUCUCAUCUAUCGAUCGGGAUUUGAGCCCUGAAGAGCUGGAGAUCCUGCAGAAGGAGAUGGAAAUGGUGAGAGAAGCAACUCAAUGGGAGAGAGAAGAAAUGGAGAAAGUGGAGUGGAUGCGUAGGGAGCGGGAGGCAGCCACACAGCAGCUUGAGGAGGAGGCAGAGAGCAUGACCAGUGAACCCCUGAGGCUGGACUAUCGGACCCUGGCUGCUUUGCCCAGCAGCGGCUUGCAGAGAGUCAAUCGCAGCCUUGCUCAGUGUGAUAAGGCCAGCUCCAGCAUGGAGGGGGACUGCACUCUGCUGGCUCUGCCCGUGGCACAGGACAGCCGGGAGCCGUGCCCAGACCCAGCCGCGGGCCCGGCCGUCAGGAAUGUGCCUGGGCUGCCUCAGGAGCCUGCCUCACCUGGCACCAGCAGGGCAGAAAAGCCCCAGCUGGACAAGCAGGAUCCCACAGGUUGCCCCUUGCCCCAGGAGCAGCUGCCAGAGACGCCUGAGCAGGAGUGUUUGGUGGACUCCCAGCCCAUCCUCUUCAGUGAGAACCCCUUUGUGGUGGCCAACCGCAGGGGCAAGGCAGCAGGCAAGGCGUGCCUGGGGGGCCCGCCCCUGGGCUAUGGCAGGGGGGGAGUGCUGAAGACCAACCUUUACUCCAAGGCUCCUGCGGGCGAGGCUGGGGCAGGAAGUUGCCGGCGUGAAACCCCCUUUCCUCCGGGCACCCAGCAGGCUUCCAUUAACUUCAUCACGUCGCAGGAUGACAGCAAAUCAACCAAGCCUGGCGUCAUUCAGCCGCUCUCCCGAGUGCGACCAAACGCUGCCUCGCAUAGCCCGGAGGACGGGGACAGCCCCAACCCCUUCCAGCAGCCUGAGCUGUGCCUCAGUACCCACAACACUCAAAAGCCACCUUCACCACCCUCCCCUGAUGAGAUCCCCAUCAACGUCAAGCAAGCCUACAAGACCUUUGCAGCAGUGCCCUUGUCACAGCCUCUGCUUGGGACACAGGAGCUGCAUGGCCAGACCAGCACGGAGAGUCCCAGAGCUGCCCAGGAGGUGGCCGCGCACAGCCCCAGCGGGCACAGCCCCGAGCAGAGGUCCUUCCGGGAGAGGCAGAAGUACUUCGAGAUCGAGGUGAAGCAGCAGCAGGUGGAUAAGCCUCCCAAGCGUGUCUCCUUGGUAGGAGAGGAUGAUCUGAAGAAGAUGAAAGAGGAGGAAGCUCGAAAACUGCAGCAGAAACGUACCCUGCUGUUGGAGGAAGAGGCAGAAGAGGAUGAGAUGGUAAAGCAGGUGCCUGAGAUGGGCAUGCAGUCCAGUGUCAUCAUUGAAGGGGUGGAGUACAAGAUUGAGAGGCUAAAUGGAAGGAGCAUCCAGGCUCCAGCAACUCGGCCCUCUGAGGUCAAUGAGAACAACAGCUCACAGAGGAAUUCACUGGAAGAAGGCCUCAAGCCUGAACAAAGAACCAACUCUGUGUCUGGGCUGAGCCCGCUGUACGGAGCGGGGGAGGCGGCGGCGCCGGUGCGGACAGCCAAGGCGGAGCGGCGGCAGCAGGAGCGGCUGCGGAUGCAGAGCCCUGAGCUGCUGAGCGGGCAGGAGAAGGAGCUGUCGCCAGCAGAGCGCCGGGCCCUGGAGGCUGAGAAGCGAGCCAUGUGGAGGGCAGCACGAUCCUCAGCUCUUGAAGACAGUAUUAAACAGUACGAGCAGGAUCUGGCCAGGAAGCUGUACCAGUCCCGGCAGUGGGCACCUGCUCCCGGGGCCAGGCCAGCUCAGAUGUCUAGUCCAAGGCAGAGUCACGGCUCAGGAAGCCAAUCCAGGAUGAAAUCACUUGAACAGGAUGCUCUUAAAGCCCAAAUGGUUAUUGCCAAGUCCAAGGAGGGGAAGAAGCGCAGCACCCUGGAGCAGCUGGCAGAGUCACCCUCACCUGUUCCUACCCCAUCACCAACACCACUGGAAGACUGCAGUCCCAGAAGCAUCACUUCUCCAGGAAGGCUGUCCCUGUCUGAAAAGAAGUUUGACUACCGGGAAUUCGCUGCUAUUCCUUCCUCCAAACCUGUUUACGAAAUCCAGUCACCUGAUGCAGCUGAUGACCUCAGAUAUGUAGAUGACAGAAAUAACUCAGCUUCCCAGGAGCAGGAUGGGCAGCCAGAGGAAGAGGACAUGCUACUAACACGGGAUCCACCAACACCUACUUCAUCAGCACUUGAAGAAAUGGCCCUGUACAGCAGCAAACGCAAGCUCCGACACGGCCGCCGCAGUUUGGAGGCUGCUGUCCCUACGUAGAAGAUCCGCU